CUGCAGCGGAGCGUCCCCUCCCCCCACCCGUUGGGUUCCUCGGCGGCUACUGCAGAGGAUUCGGAGCCGAGUAGCUGAGGAGAAGAAGGAGGAGGAGAAGGAGGAGGAGGAGGAGGAGGCUCCCGUGCCCGCGCGCCAUCCGCCACGCUACUGGACACGGACGAAGGACUGAGGGAGCGCGUCGCCGCUUUGGAGCAGCCUCCGGAGGAGACAAGGGCACCGCCGCCGCCGAGGGUUUUCGCCUGCAGCAGCUCGCCGGAUCCUCAGUCUUCCACUAUGAACCCUGUUUACAGCCCCGUGCAGCCUGGGGCUCCUUAUGGCAACCCUAAGAACAUGGCCUACACGGGUUACCCCACAGCCUACCCGGCAGCAGCCCCUGCCUACAAUCCUAGCCUGUACCCAACCAAUAGCCCCAGUUAUGCUCCAGAGUUUCAGUUCCUGCAUUCAGCUUAUGGAUACCAUGACGCCACUCUGCUGAUGAAACAGGCCUGGCCACAGAACUCAUCUUCCUGUGGCACUGAAGGCACCUUCCACCUCCCAGUGGACACCGGAACCGAGAACCGAACUUACCAAGCAUCCUCUGCAGCUUUCAGAUAUACUGCAGGGACACCGUACAAGGUCCCCCCGACCCAGAGUAAUAGUGCUCCGCCCCCCUACUCCCCAUCACCCAACCCCUAUCAGACGGCCAUGUAUCCAAUCAGAAGUGCCUACCCCCAGCAGAAUCUGUAUGCCCAGGGAGCCUACUACACGCAGCCGGUGUAUGCCGCCCAGCCCCACGUCAUCCACCACACCACAGUUGUCCAGCCCAACAGCAUUCCCUCUGCCAUCUACCCGGCACCUGUUGCUGCUCCCAGGACCAACGGUGUGGCCAUGGGCAUGGUGGCAGGCACCACCAUGGCAAUGUCAGCAGGUACCUUGCUGACUACACCUCAGCACACUGCAAUUGGGGCGCACCCUGUCUCCAUGCCCACAUAUAGGGCCCAAGGAACCCCUGCGUACAGCUAUGUGCCCCCGCACUGGUAAAGCCUGCAGCCCAUCCAAAUCUGGAGUCACAUUGUAUGCAACUACUCAAGUCUUACACCGGUGCUGGAGCCGUCCCUAGCAGCAGCACCACCUCCAUGUGCAAGAAGAGACAACGGAAGUGCAAGGGUCACUUUAUGCAUCUUUAAUGGUUUUUAUUUUUAUUUUUGGUUUUUGUAAAAGCUGCUUUUUCUAAUCUCUUAGGAGCCUCUCCCCCCACCCAUUCCCUUCUUAGCCACUGCCCUUCCAAUGCUAACCACCUUCCUAACUGACCAGGCCAUGUCCUUUCUACACUUCUGUCCUGCCCUAAGCAUCCUGACCCUGGGCUCCCAGUCUAGUGGCAAGCAGAGUGGAGUUUAUUGCAGUGGUUCAUCGGAAGCUUGAUAACACUGAAAGAGCAUGAAGAACGUGGCCCUCAGGUACAGGGCAGGAGCAUGGAGCUGUUGAGUAGGCCACAUUUCUGGGAGAUUGUCCAUUUUCUGGUUUUUUUUUUAAGAUUGGUUCGGAACACUAUCGUGUUCUAUCUUCUGAGAACCAUAGCAACAGACAAAGAACAAAACUGCUGGAUUAUGUAAAAGUGUUAGCAGCUUCCUACCCCAGGCUGAGAACCUGGGGAAACCAGAGUUGGAGGAUGGGGAGGGGGGAACUAUGGGGAAGGAGUGGAAGAAGGGGCCAGAGGUGUUUGGCUUUGGUUUGAAAGGUCUCUGGCCGUGCUAUAUGGGCCUGGACCUUCUGAUUUGCACAGUAAUGUUAAAUGACCUAGCACUUCCUCAAAACAUGAUUUUGACCUCAGACCUGCCAAGCAGCUGCAGGGUGGUGGGACCCCAGUGUCCCAAGGCUUGGGAAGGCUAGGUGCCCUGCAUAAUCCAGUCCUCCGCCUCUAAGCCUUGUGGACCCACUCUGAUGAGGAGCUUCCUCCUGAUUGCAGUGGAAACCGGUGUCAUUUCUCCCCCUUGCCCUUCUGCCCUUCCUACGCCAGGGCUCACCUGUCUGUCACGCCGGCAGGCAGACAAGCUCUUGGUUACCUUGUGCCCUCCAUGGCCACAGUGAAGGAGCCCCAUUCCAGGUGGGUGCUGGUGGUUCUGAAGGUCAGGACAGUGCAGGAAAAGCAAUAGCAAUAAUCAUUUCAUACUCAUGGAACUGAAGGGACCUUAGCAACCAUCUCAUCCAUUCCCUUAUUUGACAGAUGAGGAAACUGAGGCCCAGAGAAGAUGAAAGAACUUCCCUGAACCUCACAGUAAAUUAGCAUUAAAUGCAGCCUUCCUACCUAGUGUCAUUUUGCUUACAGUAAUUCAGCUAGGAAUGGAUUAGCUUGGUUUUGUAAAAAUUAAGUCAGCAGUGCCCACACCUGGUGAGCUCUGGAAUGACCUCUGGGCUCAUUUCUGCUAUUUUCUCUCCUGGAUGGACUCCAAAACAGUGGGGAUUAAAGACUGAGCAGAGGACACAUGGGGGCAGAUGGCAGGAACAGAGAUUGCACAUGAAGAAAUGGCAUUUGAAAAUUCUGUGAAGACAUCUGGAACUUUCAUCCUGACCCUGACCCCACCCCUAGAAAAAGGAGAAGGUGGGCUGGCUGAAAAGGAGAGGCUAUGCUUUUAGGACAUUAGCCCUUCAUCCUAAGAAGAGAGGAAGAGUUGGAGCCAUCGGGAGAGGAAUCCGAGGAUGAGGCCUAGCAGAUAUGAGCUUCUCUGGGAAAGGAGGGCCCCUUGGGUGAGGAGGCCCCUGCAGAUCUCAGGCUGGAGCCUGGAUUGCCCAGCACCCCUUUCUGUACCUAGCACUUAGCUGAGCCUGGCAACCCCUCUGAAGUGGAGUAGAAACAUUUGAUUGUACAAAGUGGGAUCAUUGGCAACAUUUUGGACUUUAAGUAGCUAUUUUCAUUUUAAUUCAUGUGACCUUGGACAUCCCUUUCCUAUUUCCCAUGUCCCCCUAAAGGAGGAAACCCAGGGGCUAGAAGGAGCUCAGAAGCUAUUUGUUUGGCUGCAGGACCAGUAAGAGAAGACUCAGCUAUUCUGAGUGGCCUGUUCUGGGUUGCUGACAAAAGGUUUCACUUUUUAAAAAAAACAACACACACACAAAAACAAAGAGUUUUCCAGUGUUAAUCCACUUUUUGCAAUACCUCCUCUCACCUUUGGUUUUGUAGAGGUGGAAAAAGAACGUUAUAGAUUAUGUCAUAUGUGUUUGAAAAAUGCCAAAAUAAUGAUGAUGAUGAUGAUGAUAGGAAUAUCUUUGCGCUUGUCAGGUGCUUCAUGGAUUUCAAGCACUUCACAGCCUUUAAUCACUGACCUUGAGAGUGACAGGAUCACUUACUCUAUUCCCUUGACAAAUGAGGAAACAGAUCUAGAAGGAAAAGAAAUGGCCCAAAAUGAGCUAAAUGCUGGAAUCCUGACAGGCUUCCCAAACCCUGCUGCAUCUAGGUGGUUGGGUGGAGAGAAAAAGGAGACCUAGGGAUGGUCUUGUAGCUUUUGUUCUUUCCAUCCCAGUAAGCAGAAACUGUGUCUUGUCUCUUACCUUCCUGCUCAUGUCUAACCCUGAGAGAUGGACAUCCUGCUUACUAUUGGAUUCUUAAGGAAACCAAGACUCAGGAAAGCAAAGGGACUUGCUAAUAAGCUAAGAAUCACUUGAAUCCCAGCUGGCUCCUGCUCCUCUUCUCCAGCCUGACUCCCCAUGCAGGUUUAUGUUCCAAAGCAUCUUUGCUCUGCACUCUGUCUUAGCCCUAGUGUGUGUUAAAGAUCAAAGGAGACCCUAAGUUGAAAAAAUGUUGAAAUGCUGAUUGUAGUCUAGAGUCACAACUAGUGUCCCCUUUAUUUUUAGUAUAAGUACCAUACCCCAGUUCACCUGGCCUCACCCUCUUGUUGGCAAUCUGCAAGCCUGGCCAAGCUUGGGGAAUAAUGGCAAAGGUAUUGAGCCACAGAGCUCGGGUGGGGUGAGGGGGGUGCCUGGGGUAGGGUGAGCACAGCUGCUGGCCAAGGUGUUCUUGGUGUUACCCAAAGAUUCGGAUAGCCCAGUGGUCAAGCUGAACAGAGGUUAGAGAUGAAAGGGUGUCUCAUCUUAGGGCUGGGUGUGUACAUGAGAUUUCACAAGCUGCCACAUUGGCACCGGCACACGUUACCUUUCUCCUUUCUCCUUUCCAUGCUACUGCCUCUGCCCAGCUCAGCACCUCAUCACAGGGCCACGGGUAAUGUGCUUCCAUUUACCAGCCAACACUCAGCUCCCCCCGGCCCACCUAACUCCUCCUCAGCCUGGAGCCAGGGAGUUAAGUGUGGAAACUAGACCACUCCAGCUAGCGAAAUCCUGAAACAAUCUUUUAGCACAUUUUGGGAACCAAAAAGUCUUUUGUUUUGUGUUUUUCUUCCCGUAAGAUAGGAGUCACCACUCCUCCUCCUCCUGGCAGUGACCCUGAAGUGAACACCCAGCAGGGCACACAGACCUGUCCAGACCUCUUUUGACAUUGAUUGCCAAAUUUCCUAUUUUAUAGAUGGAAAACAAAAGUAAAACCUAGUUCUCAGAAGGGUCAAAGACAUACACUUGCCAAAGGACACAGCUCGUAAGUCAGAGCUGAGAUUUGAACUUUCAGAUCCUUUGUCUUUCUGCUGCCACCUGCUGCUCUCCGAGUGGCAGGUAUGAAGAACAGAAGUGCUACACCUGCCCCAAGCAGAAGAGUUUAUGGAGCCCUGGGAAGCUCGGUUUUCUCAGCUAGCAUGUUUGUGUGACCUGUGAUGGGCCUUGGGACACACAAGCAGAUUCAGCUGGCAACACAGAAUAAGAAAUUUCCACACAAAACCUAGUAUUUUCAAACAAAACACAUUGAGGUGCCACUGCCCCAUACUAAAGAUGUUCAGGACACACCAAGCAUCUUUCUAUGAAAGACCCGCAUCUCUGGGAAGCCUGACUGUGACCCAGAUCCAGAUCCUUCAGAGUAUUGGCAUGGCUGCGAGUGGCCCGAAGCACCAUCAGCUGCGGUCCCUGGGCAUGCCUUUUCACAAUGAGAACCAGGCUCUGAGGGGCGCUAACACUAGGCUCCACCAACCUGGUUCUUUGCCCUGGCCAUCCACAUGGUGCCAGUGCUGAGCCGGCUGUCCCCAGAGAUGCAGGGUGCUGCUUUGAAAGGCUGGUUGCUCUGCUCAGUGGCCUUCAGAAAUGAGUUGUGUGAAGCAUGAACAUGGGGCAAGCCCCUUGGUUAGCAAGCUUUCACAUCCUUAUUGUGCAGACAGGGUAAAUCGAGUGAGGCUCUGGUUGAGCUAGGCCUAACGUCCUGCAUGUCACAGGUCCUUGCGAGGGGGGCCAGGUCUUCAUAGCUUUCUGGCUAGGUCAGUCAUUUUUGCCAUGCAUGACCCUUGUUCAGGAAAGUGAAUGUGCAAGCUCUGCUUUUCCAUCCUGAUAGCACAUUACCAGUGGUGGUUUGGGCCCCAGCAUCUUGUUAAGUGUGGGAGUCCAGAGGAGAGCAGCCAAAGAGAGGAGUGGCCUAGGGAAGCUAGCUUCUUGCUGUCCAGGCUCCACCCACCUUUGAAAGCAGUAUCAGUGGAAGAAACCUGGUCCUGCUGACUGUUCAGCAACUCUUGAGCCUCCUAGUGAGCAUGCCAGUCAGGCAGCAAGGCUUGUCCAAUACGCAACCAUGUCUCUCUCCCUCGAAAAAUGCUUCUGAAGUUUAGCAUUAACGUUCCAGGACCCAACCUUCAAAAUUCCUGGCCAGCCAGCUUGAGCACUCCAUGGCCAGCACUGCCUAAGCCAGCCUUGGGUACCGUCCCUUCAUCUUCUCCAGUGUGUGUGCUUCUUGUCUUGCAUGCUGUUGAGUUAAAUACAGUCCUCGCAAAGAACCCAGGAGUUGAAACUGGCUGCCGCAGAGCUGAGGGAAACCAUAGCAACCAUAGCACCCACUUCAUCUACAACCCCCAGGUACUCUGGCUACAGCAGUGAGCCCUUCGUUCACUUCAGCCUUGGGAGAGGGAAACAUUCAUUCCUGAAGAAGACUAACAAAUCAGCUUUGCAGAUCAAUUUCAGCCUACAGAGUGAAAUCAGCUUUGGGCUGGACCCCAGCAACACUUACCAUCCUCCAGGCUCCAUCCAGCCUUCCUCCCUCAUGCCUAAGAGUCAUCUAGAGAUUAGAGUUGAGAGAGGAGCUGGCUCAGAGACCUCAUACUGGCCAGAUCUGUUGUGUUGUGACUCAUGCUCCUCCCUGGGGAAGUACAGGCAGCAGUGUAGCCUCUAGCACCUUGAGUUGUCUUUGAUCUUUGAAGGCCCAGGGCCUGUCCCCUUCCUGUCUUCAAGGCAUUGCAUCCCCCUUUCAUGUCACAUGACAGAGAAGCCUGUUCUCAUGGCAUGUAACAUCCCUGUGAAGAGAGCAUUGUAUGAUUUUGUAUUUUUUAAUUCAUUUUAAUCUACAGGUUGGAAUCUAAUUUUUAAAUUUUAUUGGAACUCACAUUUUAAAAAUAAAUAAAAACAUUUAAAAAUAA
Messenger RNA from Jaculus jaculus (lesser Egyptian jerboa), 6467 nucleotides. It is a transcript of the gene Fam168a, whose product is annotated as family with sequence similarity 168 member A. Gene Ontology annotation, biological process: positive regulation of base-excision repair. The record is from RefSeq and is a predicted model, not a curated record. The transcript has 10 exons. Bases 277 to 1023 code for a protein of 248 amino acids. Lineage: Eukaryota; Metazoa; Chordata; Mammalia; Rodentia; Dipodidae.